This is a messenger RNA of Pygocentrus nattereri (red-bellied piranha), 975 nucleotides long. RefSeq lists its product as uncharacterized. NCBI's taxonomy places the organism in Eukaryota, Metazoa, Chordata, Actinopteri, Characiformes, Serrasalmidae. The transcript has a single exon. The record is from RefSeq and is a predicted model, not a curated record. The coding region runs from base 1 to 975 and encodes 324 amino acids.
AUGCUGAGUCCUGGGCAGGAGAUGGGGAUCUGGAUUAUGACUGGCUUUCUAGCCAUCCUUACUGUCUUUUUCAAUGUCUAUAUCUUACUGGUGAAUCAGCGGAACUGGAGAAAGAACCAUUUACAUCUUUGUCCAGGUGACACCAUAAUGACUGGAAUAUCUCUGGCUAGCAUUGGCCAUCAAGUCCUCUCCUACUUCUGGAUGACCAUGGUUGAGAUAGAUAUAAACUGUGUAUAUGACAUGGUGGAAUCCAUUCUGCUAGUGUUAGUUUUUUCUCUGAAGUUCUCAGUUAUGUGGACCACCGCUUUCCUAACUUUCUUCUACAGCACCAAACUUGUAAUUGAGCCCAUCCAUUGCUACACACACAUCCAGGAGGUUAUCCUCAAGCAUGUUCUCACUGUAGUGAUUGUUAUUUUUCUUUGUGGUUUCACUAACUGUCUGCCACUACUGAAGGUCCUGACAUACCAGAACAGCAGUGCAGGAAGCAUCAACUGUGGCUCAAUCAUACCAGAAGGGGUUACUGGUCUAAGCUACAUUAUCUAUCUUGCGGUGAUUGCAGAUAUUGUUCCAGGUAUACUGAUGAUCAAAUGCAGUAUCUCCAUUUCAUACCAUCUGGCCAUCCAUCUUCGUCACAUGAAGGAAAGUACUAAUGGUGCUCACGCUCCUAAGCUGGGCACUCAGAUGCGGGUUAUCAGGAUGAACCUCACCCUAGUGGUAGUGUUUCUUUGCUUUCUGCUCAUGGACCUUUACACCCAAUCCAAAGUAGUGUUGCAAAGUGAGAACAGCAUUGGUUUGACAAUUCUUUUCUCCGCACUUUAUACCACAGCCAGUGGAUUUGUGCUUAUCUAUGGAAAGAAGAGCUUCUGGAAAGAAUUUCUUCAGUGGUAUAACUCCUUCUUAGAUGAGUACUCUUGUUUAAACUGUAUGAAAAUACCAGAGUGUAAGAACAAAAAGCACAGUGUUCCCAAGCACUAA